ACAUCAAAAGUGACAAUCUUCUCGACCGACAAGUUGAAGUGAAGUGUGCAUAUCGGUCUUUUUCAUAAAAUAAACAAAAAAUUGUUGUGAUUUAUAAACUAUGGAUUCAUCAGUCCAAUAACUCACAUUACUUCAAUAAAACCAGCGUGCAUUUCAUUUGUUUGAUCGAAAUUUCGAACCGAAACACAAAAAUCUAAUCAAAAAUGUUUUCAAUUUGCAAACAAACGCAUCCUGCCACAGGAAUCGAAUUCUCUAUUACCUGUCGGUUUUUCAACAAUUCCGAGGAGAAUAUAGUGACCGGUGGAGCGAAUGUAUUGAAAGUGUUUCGUAUCAUUCCUGAUGUGGAUCCGACCAAUACAACGGAUAAAUUUAGCGAACUCCGACCACCGAAAAUGCGACUCGAAUGCAUGUGUACAUACACCCUAUACGGCAACAUAAUGUCACUGCAAUCCGUAUCGCUAGCCGGUUCACAGCGUGACGCUUUGCUAAUUAGUUUUAAAGAUGCUAAGCUGUCGGUUGUUCAACAUGAUCCCGACACGUUCGAGCUGAAAACGUUAUCUUUGCACUACUUCGAGGAGGAUGAUAUCAAGGGAGGUUGGACGAGUAAUUAUCAUAUUCCAAUGGUGCGUGUGGAUCCAGACAAUCGUUGUGCGGUAAUGGUCGCCUAUGGGAAGAAAUUGGUGGUAUUGCCAUUUCGGCGAGACAGUUCGUUGGACGAAAUUGAAUUGCAAGAUGUGAAGCCAAUGAAAAAGACACCGGUUCAAUUGAUUGCGAAGACACCCAUAUUGGCCUCGUACAUCAUAACGCUGAAGGAUUUGGACGAGAAAAUCGACAACUUGAUUGAUAUUCAGUUCUUGCAUGGAUACUAUGAGCCAACGCUGUUGAUCGUUUACGAACCAGUUCGAACAUUUCCCGGUCGAAUAGCGGUUCGAACGGACACUUGCACUAUGGUCGCCAUUUCACUCAAUAUUCAACAGCGUGUGCAUCCGAUUAUUUGGACCGUAUCAGCUUUACCAUUCGACUGUUCGCAAGUACUGGCCAUCAAAAAACCGAUUGGUGGAUGUUUAGUGAUGUCACACAAUGCCUUGAUAUAUUUGAAUCAAAGUGUACCUCCAUACGGCGUCAGCUUGAAUAGUAUCGCAGACCAUAGUACGAGUUUUCCAUUGAAACCACAGAGUGAUGUUACCAUCAGUUUGGAUGCGGCACAGGUUGCAUUCAUUGAUUACGACAAGUUGGUACUAUCUCUCAAAGGAGGUGAAUUGUAUGUGCUGACGCUUUGUGCCGAUUCCAUGAGAAGCGUUCGAAGUUUUCACUUUAGCAAAGCCGCUAGUUCAGUGCUGACUAGUUGCUUAACUAUUUGCUGCGAAGAAUAUCUGUUCCUCGGUUCGCGUCUGGGCAACUCAUUACUCUUGAGAUUCACCGAAAAGGAUCACAGUACCGUAAUAACCAUUGACGAUACGGAUCAUACCGAAAAGGAGAAAGAGAAAGGUGCGUCGAUGCCGAUAGUUCUCGUCCAGCAAUGGAAUGAUUUGUUUCGUUUACAGAAUCCACGAAAGCGCCUAGAAGAAGAAGAAUUGGAGGUGUAUGGUAGCGGUGAGAAAACGUCCGUUCAAUUAACCAGUUUUACAUUCGAAGUGUGCGACAGUGUGCAAAACAUCGCUCCCAUCGGCUUUAUGACAAUUGGGGAAAGAUGUUCGGAGGAGUAUGUUAAAACAGAAAAUGAGGUCGAGGCCAAAGCUGAUUUGGAAGUGGUCACGUCAAGUGGACGAGGGAAAAAUGGUGCGCUCUGUGUACUGCAGAGUACGAUAAAGCCACACAUUAUCACCAGUUUCAGUUUGUCGGGGUGUCGCGAUGUGUGGACGGUGUUCGAUGAUCCCAAUCAGGAUGGCAGUGACAAACAUAAAUUUAUGAUUCUUUCUCAAAAAUCGUCUACGAUGAUUCUUCAAACGGGCGACGAGAUAAAUGAAAUCGAAAACACCGGAUUUUGUAACAAUCAAACGACGAUCUACGUGGGAAAUCUCGGAAACAAUCGUUACAUCGCUCAGAUUUUGACGAAGAAUAUACGACUGCUGCAGGGUACGCGCCUGCUACAAAACAUUCAGAUUGACAUAGACAGUCCACUGAAUUUGGUGUCGAUUGUCGAUCCGUACAUUUGUGUGAAAACGGAAAGUGGACAGGUUAUCACACUUGCUCUGCGAGAAACAAAAGGUGUUCCUAGACUGGCUGUUAACAAGAAUACCAUCAGUCCGACACCGGCAGUUGUAGCUAUGAGUGCGUACAAGGAUGUGUCGGGACUGUUGACACAUAAAUUGGAAACGAUAAAUUUGACCAGCGGAAAUGACUUUAUGAACACAGGAUACAUGAAACCGGAACCGAACAUGAAAAUCGAGGAUGAAGAGGACUUGCUGUACGGCGAAAGUGGAAAUGCAUUCAAAGUAACGAGUAUUGUGGAUUUAGCUAUUCCGUCGAAAACCAAACGUUCGGACUGGUGGCGCCGAUUAAUUCAGACAAAUAAACCGACCUAUUGGUUGUUCGUAACGCGCACCAACGGCAAUUUAGAGAUCUAUUUCAUGCCAGAUAUGAAAUUGGUGUACAUUGUGAAUAACGUUGGUAAUGGUAACAAGGUUUUGAGCGAUUCAAUGGAAUUUGUACCGCUGUCUUUCGGGGCUGACGAUGUCAUUCAUGGCGACAUUUCCUCGCAAAAUUUCAGUUCAAAUGUAAAUGCGGGAUUCGUUAAAGAAAUUCUGAUGGUCGGACUCGGUAACAGGGGAUCGAGACCGACAUUGUUCGUUCGCACUGAAACUGACAUAUUAAUUUACCGAGUGUACCGGUAUUGUCGCGGUCAUUUGAAGAUCCGCUUCCGUAAACUCAAUCACAGCAUUUUGAUACCGAAACCAAAGAUUUCUGAAGAGGAACCGGACGAAGAAUCUUUAGACACGAAUGUGGCCAAGAUGCGAUACUUUCAAAAUAUAUCCGCUCACAACGGAGUAUUAAUUUGCGGCGAUAGGCCCUACAUGGUGCUGUUAAGUGCUAGAGGAGAGCUCAGAACGCACAGCUUUUUCGGUUCGACCAUAAUGCGCAGUUUCGCCUCGUUCAAUAAUGUCAACUGUCCGAACGGUUUGAUUUAUUUCGAUGAACAGAACGAACUGCAAAUUGCCAUUUUCCCAUCGUAUCUGUCGUACGAUGCCCAAUGGCCAAUUAGAAAGGUGCCGCUUCGUUGCACACCGACAUUUAUCACUUAUCACAAGGAGAGUAAAGUUUACUGCUUGGUAACGGACACAGAAGAGGCGAGCACUAAAUAUUAUCGGUUCAAUGGCGAAGAUAAAGAAUUGACCGAGGAGAGUAAAGGGGAACGGUUCAUCUAUCCUUCCGUGAGUAAAUUCCAGGUAGUUCUGGUAUCACCGACGACAUGGGAAGUGGUACCAAAAACUUCCAUCGAACUGGAAGAGUGGGAACAUGUCAUUUCCUUCAAAAAUGUUCACUUGGCCUAUGAGGGAACGAGGUCCGGUUUCAAGGAGUAUAUCUGCGUUGGUACGAACUACAAUUACAGCGAGGACAUUACAUCACGUGGACGUAUUCUGCUAUACGAUAUUAUUCAAGUCGUGCCAGAACCAGACGCACCACUCACAUGUUUCAAGUUGAAAGAAGUUUACAUCAAGGAACAAAAAGGUCCAGUGUCGGCUAUCACUCACGUGCUUGGCUUUUUGGUUACAGCGGUUGGACAGAAGAUCUACCUCUGGCAAUUGAAAGACAAUGACCUGAUCGGCGUCGCCUUUAUCGACACUAACAUCUACGUGCAUCAGAUGGUCUCAAUCAAAUCAUUGAUUUUAGUCGCCGAUGUGUACAAAUCGAUAAAUUUGUUACGAUUCCAAGAGGAAUAUCGAACAUUGUCUCUUGUAUCAAGGGACUACAAUUUGCUGAACGUUUUGAAUGUUGAAUUUAUGGUCGACAAUACGAAUCUGGGAUUUCUUUCCAUGGACACCAGUGAAAAUUUGAUCAUCUACAUGUACCAACCGGAAUCGAGGGAUUCAUUCGGAGGACAAAAACUGCUAAGAAAAGCUGACUAUCACAUAGGCCAAAAAGUGAAUGCCAUGUUCAGGAUUCAAUGCAACAAUUCGAUGAUAGGCCAAUGGAACUAUGGGAACGAUACCAAACACACCACAUUUUUCGCAACAUUGGAUGGAGGUCUGGGCUAUUGCGUUCCACUGCCGGAGAAAACAUACCGUCGCUUGCUGAUGCUGCAAAAUGUCCUUCUCACGCACCUUGAACAUUUAUGUGGACUAAACCCGAAAACAUUCCGAACAAUCAAAAGCCAACAUCGGGCCAAUAUGAAUCCGUCUCGCUGUGUUGUUGAUGGUGAUUUGGUUUGGUCAUUUUUGAAUUUGCCGCUGAACGAGAAACAAGAAGUGUCGAAGAAAAUUGGCACAAAGAUCAGCGAAAUUUACUCGGAUUUGUUGGAAAUUGAAUACAUGACGUCAAGCUUUUGAGUGGACGACUCGAGUUUAGUGAAACUUUAUGUUUAUUACAAUUGUGUAAGAGAUGAAUUAAAUUGUGAAAACUG
Molecule: messenger RNA, 4561 nt
Organism: Bradysia coprophila
Lineage: Eukaryota; Metazoa; Arthropoda; Insecta; Diptera; Sciaridae
Gene: Cpsf160
Product: cleavage and polyadenylation specificity factor subunit 1
Cellular component (GO): nucleus
Molecular function (GO): protein binding; nucleic acid binding
Source: RefSeq, a predicted model, not a curated record